Eutrema salsugineum is the source of this 3116-nucleotide messenger RNA. Its product is annotated as protein LONGIFOLIA 1. The transcript is spliced from 4 exons. The record is from RefSeq and is a predicted model, not a curated record. The coding region runs from base 35 to 2932 and encodes 965 amino acids. Gene Ontology annotation, biological process: regulation of monopolar cell growth. Lineage: Eukaryota; Viridiplantae; Streptophyta; Magnoliopsida; Brassicales; Brassicaceae.
ACCUUCUGAGACCAGAGCUAAUAAGAAGAAGAAGAUGUCGGCGAAGCUUUUGUAUAACUUGUCGGAUGAGAAUCCAAAUCUGAAUAAACAGUUUGGAUGUAUGAAUGGGAUCUUUCAGGUAUUUUACCGGCAACAUUAUCCGGCGAGACGUGUUGCCGGCGCCGGAGAUGAGCUCAAGUCUCUGCCUUCAUGCAAAGCAAGUGACAGUGUUGGUGAUACCAAUAUUUCAACGGACAGCAAGGAAACGGAGAAGAGUAAGAAGAAGAAGAAGGCUGCAAAGGAGAAACAGAGGGGAGCCUCCUCUGAAUCGUCCUCGAGGCUGUCAUUUUCUUCUUCACCAUGCUCCUCGAGCUUCUCAUCUGCAGAUAUCAGCACCACGACAUCUCAGUUCGAACAACCCGGCUUGAUUCAAACGAAUAAUGGUGAGAAUCCGGUAAGAGAACCAACCUACGGGUCGCCAAGGUUGGGCGGUUUAAUGAUGCCGAGUGAUUUAAGAGAGCUUGUGAGAAGCUCCAUUCAUAAGGAGACAAGAACCAGAGAUGAAGAAGAAAACUUGUCUCAGCAGCCUAAAUCAGCCAGAGCUAAUGUGUCUCUUCUCAAAGAAUCAUCACCAUCUCGGAAUUCUAAUGAAUGGAGCGAAGGACGCAGAGUAGUGAAGCUGAAAGACAGUCCUCGGUUCUCUUAUGAUGAGAGAGAGGCGAGAAAAACAGGCGCCAAGUUGAAAGAGACACCAAGGUUGUCGUUAGACAGUAGAUCAAAUUCAUUUAGGAGCGCAAGAUCUAGCUGUUCACCAGAGCCGCAAGAGUUUGUAACGGGUCACAGAAGAACAACAUCGAGUGUCGUUGCCAAACUAAUGGGUCUUGAAGUCAUUCCAGACGAGUCUGUGAACGAUCAGAACAGAGGGAACCAGAACCGCUUCUGUGACUCCCCAAGGCCAACCUCUCGAGCGGAAGCAGAUCUACAAAGAUCAAGAAAUUCUGAUUCAGUCAAGAAGAUGAUGCCUGCUAAGUUUCCAAUGAAAGCAGCCCCAUGGUCUCAAGUGGAUGGUGCCAAGACCCAAGGUAUAGCAGCUGACGCUGCUACUACACUGACAGUUUAUGGUGAGAUACAGAAGCGGCUUUCGCAGCUUGAAUUCAAGAAGUCUGAGAAAGAUCUCAGAGCUCUAAAGCAAAUACUUGAAGCAAUGGAGAAGACGCAACAGUUGAUAAGCAAAGAUGAUGACAACAACAGUCUGAGUUCAACCAACUUUAUGCAGAGAGCUGAUCAGCCCAUUCCAUCUGCAACAACAAGCCCGUCGUCCAAGAAUUUAAGAUCUUCCUCCAUCGUGGUUAUGAAAGCAGCGGAGGCUGCAGUCUUCAAAGAGACAGGAAAUUGUGGUUCCACCUCUUUCUCGCCACGGAGUGUUGCUUUACCAAAUGUCAAGGUCGCAAACCUGAGGCAAACCCAGAAAGUCACUCAGAGGAAGCAGAGCGGCAUGGAUGUGACACCGAGGCCGGGCUUUUACAAGGGCCAGACAGAUUCUGCAACGAAAAACACUACUACUAGACCUUUACAAUCGAAAAGCGACAUGAUGAGGUCAGGAAAGAGCCAGAAGCCUAGUGUGAGCCCAAGAACACAGCCAAAGAAGCUCGCGUUCGAGAAGCAGUCUCGACCAACGUCUCCAAAACCAGAGCCAAACAAGAUCCAGAGACAACAACUCAGUAGGCAACAGACAGAGUCAGCUUCCCCAAGAAGAAAACCAGGGAUAAAAUCUCGCGUUCAGCAGCAAUCCGAAGACCAUUUCAGUGACGAAACCAGUGACUUGAGAAGUCUAAGAUCUGACAGCAACAUAAGUUUGACCUCUAACCUUGACAUCGAAGGUACAAGUAGAUAUAAAUAUGAGAGGAAUAACGACAUCACCGAGCAGCACACCCCAAAACAAAGGGUACAAGCUUUUCUUCUAUCUCAAAUUCACGACACAAGUUGUUCACUACUACAUGUCUCACUGAAUCUCAUCUGUUUAUCAAUGCAGAGUCCAGAGUUGGGAAUGAGGUCGUUGCCAAAACCUCUCAAAAUUACAGUGGAGCAGCCCAGCCCGGUUUCAGUUCUUGAUGUAGCCUUCGACGAAGAUGAGUCACCAUCCCCUGUGAGGAAGAUAUCCAUUGUCUUCAAAGAGGACGAUAAUCUAGGUUCUGAAGAGUCCCAGUGGAUGAACAAGCAGCGCAACAUAUGUAGAUCGAUUGUGUGGCCUGAGAAUAACGCGAGUAAGCAGCCUGAUGCCGAACCUAUUAUGGGUUUCAUGGAUGAAGGUGUUGAAUUCAAAAAUGGUGACGACAAGUACAUCUCAGAGAUACUGCUGGCAUCAGGGCUUCUAAGAGAUAUCGACUACAGCAUGAUAAGCAUUCAGCUGCACCAAGCACACCUACCAAUCAACCCGAGCCUUUUCUUUGUCCUAGAACAGAACAAGACAAGCAAUCUGAGUCUACAGGACGACAAACACAAAGCCAGAGGAUUUGGACAACAACAGACAGCGAACCUGAUAGACAGAAGCAGGAGGAAGCUCGUAUUUGACACCAUCAACGAGAUCUUAGCUCGCAGAUUCGCUGCAGAAGGAUGUACAAAGCAACCAUCCAUGAUAUCAUCGAUCAGGCCGCUGAGGACAACUGAAAAAAGUUCAAGAGGGAAAGAACUUCUGCAAACUCUGUGUUCAGAGAUUGAUCAAUUACAAGAUAAAGCAAAGUGUAUCUUGGAUGAAGACGAUGAAGACCUCAUUUGGGAGGACCUGCAAAGCCAAGGCAUGAACUGGAAGGAGAUUGAAGGAGAGACACCGGGGUUAGUGUUAGACAUUGAGAGGCUAAUCUUCAAGGACUUGAUUAGUGAAGUUGUGACAAGCGAAGUUGCAGCUUUUCCAAAAAUGCUCAGUGGGCAACCCGGGCAGCUUUUCCAUAGCUAGUAUGCAUUAUUAAUCAUCACUUAGAAUUGUAAAUGAAGGAAUCAAAAUCAUCGAUUUUACAGAGUAGAGAACAUUUGGUUUCUUAGUUCUCUGAACCUUUUCUUGUGUUCUCUUCUUAGUUGUUUAUGUAAAAACUCAACUCAGGAUAAAGCUCAUGAUGUUGUAUUAAGAUGAUUAUUUCAGA